GGGUUUUGUCGCUCACAUUGCUACGUGACGAGGACUAGCUCAAAGAGAACAACCCAUUUUUCACCGUUCACAUUUUGCUGAUGUGAACAUAAUUUGUCGCCAACUGUUGUUUACCGCCAAGUUUCCUCUAAGGUGUUCUUCAAAGGGAGAGAGGAAGGCCGACCAAGAGUUGACGAAAAUGGCUGUCCAUGGAUGGAUUGCGGUUCAGUUGGUUUUAGCCCUAAUCGGUUAUGCGACAUCAUUCGAGUACAAAAUUGGUGCAAUGUACGGCGCAAACACCCACGAGAAAGAUUUGUACAAGAAUCUAUUUACGGACGCGUCCGUGUUCAUCAACAGGGACCGGGAAUUGUCGAAUGAUGGUAGAGACAGGAUUUCCAUCUACAACUAUGCACCGGUUGGUGGUAUAGAGUGGGCUCUACCAAACACACCCCAAGCUCUUAGAGCAGCCUGUACGUUUGCUAGCUCGGUUGAUUUGCAUGGGUUGAUCAUACCAUCUGACAUGUGUCCAAACUGUGGCGGUCAUACAGGUCGGAUUGUAGGUGAUGCUUUUAGUCCAGUCAUAGCCUUAGACCAAGCUGAAGGUUCUAAUGCCUACAAGAUGCUAAUGACUGAUUCAGACCUAAUGGACCUCUGGAUUAGCGUAAUCAAUCAUUACAAAUGGCAAGACUUCAUAUUCAUCUACGAUGGAGAUUCAGCUUACUCCGUGGCCUUGAUGUUAAUGGCUAUGGAAGAAGAUAAUGAUUGGCAUAUAGUGCCUUAUGAGAUUUCUGAGGAUUGGGAUGUUAUGGCUAAGGAUCUCAAGAAGAGAAGAAUUCAGAAUUAUCUUCUCUACGUUCAUGAGGAAGAACUCUUACCGGACUUAAGGGACUGGAUGUUGGAUAGCGGUAUGUUUGGUGACAAGUAUCACUGGAUCUUUGGAAACAUGGAGCCUCCAAUUAGUCGUAACUUCUUGGACGACAAGCUUCGGAUUCAUACUUCCUUCUUGACUCGCUUUAAGAUGGAAACCGUCUUUGGAGUGGAUCAAGAUGUCCAUACCAGAAACCCCAUUCCUCCAAGGAAGUGGCCGUUCAGGCAGAGAACCGCGUACGAUUCUAUGGUGUUCAUGGCUAAAGCUGUGAUGGCUUAUCAUGCAGAGUGGAAUAGAUGGCCUGAAGCAGUCCCAAAAUGUGGAGAAGACAUCGUAUGUGACUUAGACCCGACCAUGCAAAAGAUCUCCCAUGAAGGACUGAGUGGCGAAGUGGCUUUCAAUGAAAACAGGGAUCGAGUCAACUACACGAUCAACAUCUUCAUGGGAAAAGACAAGCAUAACAUCCUACAGGCCGGAAGAUGGACUCAAAACAUCGACCAUUACGAGCGGAAGAAAGGAGUCAAGUGGCCAGAGGGCAAGGGUCGCCUAGACAUGUUCCCAUUCAGGCAAUCUGAUCAAGGGUACAUCAAAAUACUAUCCAUUGAGGAGCCACCUUUCAUGAUGUUAAAGGAUCGUGACUACACUCGCGAGACUCGUCAGGUUGAAGAGAAUGAUGGUUUAGACCGUUACAUCGGUUACAUUCCAGAGUUACUCCAACAUGUCAAGAGAGUAUUCGAGGAGGACAUGCACAUGGAAUUCAAAUAUCGAAUCGAGCUAGUCUCGGAGGGAUACUACGGGAAGCGGAACCCAAACACUGGAGAAUGGGACGGCCUAGUCAAGGAAUUACAGGACUCGGAUGCAGAUCUAGCAGCAGCAGCUUUUACCGUGACCAGGCCAAGAGAAGAAGUCAUCGACUUCUCUAAACACUUCGUCAAGAGUAACAUAAUGACCCUGAUGAAGCAUCCUAACUGGAGACGCGACUUCCCCUUUAACUUUGCUUUCUCAUUCCACUGGGAUACCUGGCUGGUCAACCUCUUUGCUCUUGGUAUUGCCAUCUUAGCCAUAUGGCUCAUCAUGAGAUACCACCCCCUGGAGUAUAGGAGACAGGCUGCCACAGGAAACGCUACACAAGAACAGGCCGACAGCUAUACCCUUCGCAACUCAGCAUGGACGCUCGUAUGCAUCAUGUUCUGGCAGGGUCACAAGUCAUCACCAAAGUCUUACUCUGGUCGAAUUAUGCUGGCAACAUGGUUCUUCUUCUGUAUUGUCAUGCUGUUCCUCUUCAUGUUGAAUCUCAGUGACUUCAUAGUCAUUGACAAAACCAUUCUCUUCAUCAACGACCCAGUGGAUCUUCUGAACGAGCCACUCCUCAAAAUCGGCAUGGUAAGGGAUAGCCCCACCCACAAUUACUACUCCAUGUCUACCAAUCCAGAUGACCAGCAGCUGAUGACACUUAUGGGGGUGUUGGAUCGAGCUCCAUUCGUACAGAAGUUGAGAGAUGGCGCCCUCCGUGUACGAAACGACAAUGGACAUUAUGCCCUAGUCAGUGAAGAGAUCAUGCUUUCAUUCUACACCCAGAAAGGUCCCUGGUGCGACCUGUACAUCGCUGGUGACCCUGUCAAAAAGAUCAAGUUUGCCUUUGCCACGCCUUCUGGCUCUCCGCUCCGAGACCAGAUAACAUACGUCAUGAAUAAGCUGGGUCAGGAAGGCGUCUUGCAAGACCUGGCUGAGAGGCGAUGGUUCGGGGACCAAAAAUGCGAGAAUGAGACGAUCUGGGAGGAGGAGAGCCUUCUGUCCAUCAAUGCUAAUGAUCUGGAAGGUAUAUACUACGUCCUAGCUAUGGGUGUAGUUCUUAGUGUCAUCAUAUUCUUCAUAGAUGUCUUGAGUUUCUGGCAGUAUGGGAGUUGCUCCAAUUCAGGUACACAGCUACCACCGACUGGCCAAGUCGCCCGUCGUAAUCGGCAAGGGGAUAACGGCAUUCGUCUUACCGACAACCCAUCCUCGUCAACCCCACCUCCUGUCCGAAAUGACGGCUAUGAUUACGGUGCCAAACCAACCGAAAAAUCACCAAACUUGUGGAUUUGAAACACAUACUAACUUCAAUGUUGUAUUGUCUUUUUUCCCUUUUAUAUUUUGUUUCCGAAAAAGUGAAUUAACAACAGUGACAUUUUCUAUGUCAUGAUGUGCAACAUGCGUUUAAGGUCAUAUAUUAUGAGAAUAAAGAAUGGAAAAGGAACUUUAAGAACAAAGGCCUUUUACAAACGUCGGCUUGGAUCUCUAAGGUAUGGGCUCCGACAUCAAUUUUGAAGCAGUGUACAUUUUGCAUGGUGUAUUUAACAUUAAAAGGAUAAUUGGGUCCCAGCUGGGGAAUAAGCCGAAGUUUAGAAAAGGCCCAACACUGAACAAGAAAAUAGUAGAACAAGAUCAUCUUCAAACUCUCAGUUCUUAACCUUACCAUCAGUUAUAAAUAAAGACAUACAUCACCCCACCCAACAUGCCUUUAACGAUGCGUAGUGAUUGUAGUAAAAUAUUCGUUUUCAGACGUGUGGACCAUUUUGUAUAAACACUUGUUAAUUUUCGCGGAAAAGGUUGUACUAGAAACUCAUUAUAAAAUUAUAUUUUUGGUUUCCUACCUUGGGUUUAUACAGUGUUCAGGCUGAAACGCGGACAAUCUAUUUUUGUAUAUAUUUGGAAAAUUUACAACUCUUUUAGGAAUAGCUAGCGAAUAUUAGUUUAAUACUGGUCUCGAGGCUCGGAAUGUAUAUUUUCGGAUUAAAACUUUUGUACAUGUAUCGUCAUACAUAAAAUGUUUGCUCGUUUAGCUUUAGAUUUUGCAGACACUAUUAGUAUUACGAAGCUCUAGACGGACACCUAAAAGACAGCUGUAAAAAGAAAAUUCCCUGCAAUGGGCGUGUCUUUGUCACGAGUAACUCACGAGCACCCAUCAAUAAGCACAAUUCUUAAGAUUUUGUUUGUUAAAUAGUUCAAAACAACAGUCAAUUAAUUAAUUAUCAUGUUAUUUUAUACAUAUAAUGAACGUUUUUGCCUGUUAAUGGGACAUUCAAUCUUUCAACUCACGAAAAAUAUUCUCUCCGUUGCUCGAAUGCAAAAUUAUAAUUAUUUGUUCAAUAAAACAUUCAGGUAGGUAGAUCUUUGUAGUUUGAUGGCAAAAAUAUUUACAGAAAUGUACAAAAUUGUGUUCUGGCUUCCACUGCGACGUUGUUUUCCCGUAGGCCAAGCCCACGUGACCAGCAAUCAUCCAAUCAAAUGACAAGGACGAACUUGGGUGUCAGACAGUGUCACACGAACUGUCACUUUUUUUGUUCUCACUGUGUGGUGUGUAUCCUUUGCUGUCAUAGUGAAUAAUCUUGCUCAAUCAUAAAGAGCAAUUCUUUCACAUGUAUAGAUUUUACAAUGAUUAAAUGUAUUUACUUGUUUGCAAGAUAUUUUACCAAACGUAUGUUAAAUACUAUCUUGAUUUGUAACAUUUAGAAUAGAAAAUCAGAACUUCAGUUUGAUUUUGUCAUAUUUUGGUUAACAGUUGAAAUAUUUGAAUGGUGUUUAAUAAAUUACUAACCGCGGGAUAUUUUA
Molecule: messenger RNA, 4438 nt
Organism: Asterias rubens (European starfish)
Lineage: Eukaryota; Metazoa; Echinodermata; Asteroidea; Forcipulatida; Asteriidae
Product: glutamate receptor 1-like
Exons: 10
Coding region: 179-2932 (917 amino acids)
Biological process (GO): monoatomic ion transport; synaptic transmission, glutamatergic; modulation of chemical synaptic transmission
Cellular component (GO): AMPA glutamate receptor complex; postsynaptic membrane; plasma membrane
Molecular function (GO): AMPA glutamate receptor activity; transmitter-gated monoatomic ion channel activity involved in regulation of postsynaptic membrane potential
Source: RefSeq, a predicted model, not a curated record